UUUGGAAAGGUCCGUUCAAAUCUCCAGACCCCAAGGAAUAGACUCUUCACUUGCGCAAAUACACCAGGGGCUCAAAGGCUCCUGCCAAGUUGUUAAGCAAGUCUGAUUUCAAGGAGAACUAGGGACAAGGGGGAGGGGCAGCGGCUCCUUUCCCCACAGGGGCAGGUAGGCACCUCCCCCACCCUCACUGCCCCCUCCUUUCAGCUUCCUCGCUCACACCCACCCACACAGCCCUCUCUGUUCCCGGCUGGAGAGCCUUUCUCGGGCGCCAGCGGGCAGCAGUGGAGCCAGCCAGCAGAAGCCAAGCUGCAGGACUGGGCUGCGCAGGAGCUCUGCAGCUAGAAGCUGCAGUCUAGGGAGCAUCCUCACAUUUCUUUAAUACUUCUUUCUCUUAUUAAAUACUUCUUUCUCCUUGGCCACCACAAGUUGGAAGAUCAGGGUGAUUCGAAUAAUUGGCACAGAGGUUUCAUUUGUGGCCCUUGAAGAAGUUCUGAGCAAGUCAUUCAACGGCAUCCACGAAGACAGGGCUAGUUCAGCUUCUGGCUCUGCUUCAGACAGGCAGAGCCCUCCUGGAGCCAACCUGAAGCCGCAGGAGGAGGUGCUGUGGAAGUGAUGGCUCUGUCCAAGUCCUGGACCAAGGUAGCAUCUCUGGGUAAGCAGGUCUGAUUACUCCUGUGGCUCAGAGACCCUAAGUUAGAGACACCAUGAUGGAUGAUGACACUGAGUUGAGGACUGAUGGAAACUCUCUCUUAAAAGCUGUGUGGCUAGGGAGGCUUCGGUUGACCAGACUCCUCUUAGAAGGGGGAGCUUACAUCAAUGAAAGCAAUGACAAAGGAGAAACAGCUCUCAUGGUGGCAUGCAUUACCAAACACGUGGACCAGCAAAGCAUUAGCAAGUCUAAGAUGGUGAAAUAUCUGUUGGACAACAGGGCAGACCCCAAUAUCCAGGAUAAGUCUGGUAAGACUGCGCUCAUCCAUGCUUGCAUCAGAAGGGCUGGGGGAGAAGUGGUGUCCUUACUGCUGGAAAAUGGAGCAGACCCCAGUCUUGAGGAUCGAACUGGGGCCUCAGCUCUGGUUUAUGCAAUAAAUGCAGAUGACAAGGAUGCACUGAAACAUCUCCUUGAUGCCUGCAAAGCCAAAGGUAAGGAAGUGAUUAUUAUAACAACAGACAAAUCAUCUUCAGGCACCAAAACCACCAAGCAGUAUCUCAAUGUCCCUCCAUCACCCAAAGUGGAAGAUAGACAGUCACCACCACUGUGUACAACUCCUUCUGAUGUUGAACUGAAGACUUCUGGCCUGGCUUCUCCACCCAGUGAAAAGGAUGAUGACUUCUUCAUCCUGCAGACAGGACACCAAAGUGGCUGUAGCACUUCUAAGGUCCUUAAUGAGCCUGGAUCACCCACCAGGAAAGUGUCUAGCCUCAAAAGGGCCCGUUUGCCCCAAUUGAAACGACUCCAGUCUGAACCCUGGGGCUUGAUUGCUCCUUCUGUGCUGGCUGCUGCCACACGCCAGGAUGAGACCCAUGGCACAAGCACAGACAAUGAGGUCAUCAGGAGCAUCAAUGAUGUGACCUUCCCUAAAAGGGGGCCCCUCUCCAGAACCAACAGCAUUGACAGUAAAGACCCUACCCUCUUCCCCACAGUCCAGGAACAAGUUCUGAAGGUUUCAGCUUCAACACCAGCUUCGUGGAAAGCAGCUUAUGAGAAAGGCCAGGCUCCCCAUCCACGCCUGGCCAGGAGAGGAACGCUUCCUCUUGACCAAGAAAAGAGUGGGAUGUGUCCACCAGGACCCUCAACUCUGAAAGAUCCAGCAUCUCUCAAGCUGUUGGAAAAUGACCUAUAUGACUUAGACAUACAGCCAGUGGGUGACCCACCCAACUCUAUGUCCCUUGAGUCAGGCAAAGGACCUUUAGAUAGAAAGAAGCUCAACAGCUCCCACUUGUCUCUUUUCCAUGGCUCCCGGGAGUCCCUGGAAGUUGUACCAAGCACAUCUCCCACCUCAGUUCGCCGCAGGCCACCUCAUCUCCUAGAAAGAAGAGGUUCUGGAACUCUCUUACUCGACCGCAUUGCUCACACGAGGCCUGGCUUUCUGCCCCCUUUAAAUGUGAAUUUAAAUCCACCUAUCCCAGAUAUUAGAGCCAGCAGCAAACCAGCUUCCCCACUUGCUAGUGGCUUAAAAUCUAUGGCUCCUGUUGCUCCAAAUUCACCAAAGAGAGUUGACUUGAGAAGUAAAAAGAAACUCCUUCGAAGACAUUCUAUGCAGAUUGAGCAGAUGAAGCAGCUGUCUGACUUUGAAGAAAUCAUGGCUUAGAACCCUUUAAAAACAGUCCCCUAACUCUUAAUCUUUAGAAUAGGGAAAGAACCUAAUCUAGAGCAACACAUCCCAUAGCCCCCCUUCACCCCAAUCAUGAUGUAUGGCAACAUCAGAAAACAUGGUGACAUGGUGUAAGUUCACUUCUGAGUCAACCCCACGGGUUAUUUGAGAGUGUCAGUUCUGAGAUGAUUCCUGGGUGUUGCUGCUGAUGCUGCUGUUGUUGUGCAUACUAAAAAGAGCUCAUGUUAACUGGCUUUUGGAGAUGAAGUUACAGAAACAAAAUAUAUCCCUCAAAGGAAAUAUACCUUCGUAGUUGGAAAGUAACCAUGCAAUUUUAAUGGUUAGUAUUUUCUGCCACAAAAGCAGAGAACAGAGAUUUAAAAUAUGAGGUUGUAUUUGGAAUAUGUCAUUUGUAGUGUAUAAAGUGUCUAAAAAGAAAAUGAAGUUUUCGUGUUUUUUGGAAUGUGGAAAAACUCAAAGCACCACAAUCUACUAUAUCUGAACACCUGGGUUCUAUAUGAUGAAGGAGAAACAAAGUGUUUUCUUGUAGAAGAAGUUUUAGCACGUCCCACCUCUUGCGGUGCUGUGAGCAUUGCGAAGAAGAAAUAGGGACCAUUCAGAUUCCUUACUGAUAUUUCUUAUUCACAUACUAAUCUGGAUGUGCCAUAAAUCCACAAAAAAACACUUUUAUGUGACCCUCCUCUGGUAUGCCACAGUAGUUGGUAACUCAGAGAUGAACUAUCCUUGAGAAAUAAAGCCAGAACAUCACAAAGACUCCACGAUAAAACUAUAGAGCAUCCCCUUAGAAAAGACACCCAUAAUUAAUUAAGUCGGACUCAAACAUGAUAUUAUUGGCUGAACUGACCUUUACAAAUGUCUCCUGAUUACAUCAAAAACAGUUUGGGGAGAUUUAUGGAAAUCAUAAUGAUAAAUCAUAAUGAUAAAUCAUAAUGAUAAAUCAUAAUGAUAAAUGACCAUGAGAUGUCUACAGAUUAAGCAGUAUAGUGGGUGAUUCUCCAGCUGUAUGUAGCAGGAACCAGUUCUUUUUUUGAAGCCUAAACAUUUAAUUAGUGUGUGUGUGUGUGUGUGUGUGUUUAAACCUCAUUCCUCUUCAAUGAUCUGAGUAAUUUUAGGACAAGCUGGUUUCCUCUUUACCUGCAUCAUCUAGAUGAUGGAGGACUUAUAUAAAGCACUUCUACAGUUCUUUCAAGGCAUGAGCAAACCCCACCAAAGAGGAGGUACAUGGUGUAAUGUAGAUACACUAUAAGUGAGAGGAUUCCUAGUCUUCCCCCAUUUAUUUUUCCUCCCAUACUGUGAGGUGCAUUUGUUUGGUGGUUAAGAAGCUGAGGUAUCUCCAUAGACAGCAUCAUGUAGAGGAAGUAAUGAUGAGGGCUUACAUCCCAGCCUUUUCAUUUUCUAGUAUUUGAUUUUAGGGAAGUAGCAAUACUACCUCAAGUUUCUGUUACAUCUGCUGUGAAAGGGGAUUCACAAUGACUAUGAAGUUGUGCUAAGGAUUAAUAAUGAAGUAUUUAGAAGUGUCAGAUUAUGUGCCUGGCAUGGGUAUAAAUCAUUAGAUAAUAGUUAGCUACUCUUUAAGUUAUUUCUUGAGAUCCUAGAAAUCUCAAAAAUCUCAAGCAGAAAUGGCACCCUAUUCAAAACAGAGGCAACCUUAGAUAAAAGAUGCCAGUGUCUCUAUAAGGCCCUUAAUGAUUCUAUAAUAUCAGUUCCCCAAAACUCAUUUGUCACAUAAAACAAUUGCCACAAAAGCUACAUAUCUUGUGUAUCUCUAUAAGAUCAUGUGAUGAAAAUUUAUCUACAUAUUUCAAAACAUUUGUUAAUAAUAUUUAUAAAUAAAAUGAAAUGCUUAUUUUUUAAAUGAAUUCCUUUAAUACAAGUACUUACUAGAUCUCAGAGCUUUUGGCUCACAGGACUAGUAACUGUUAUGGGGGUGUAUGCCCUAGACAUUGUGAAAUGAAUAACAAUAUCUCUAGCACUACUCAGUAGAUGACAGUCUGACCCCUCCCCCAAAUUAUGAUAACCAGAAAGACCCUAGACAUGUCCAGGUGUCUCCCAGCAGCAACACUGCCCUGGUUGCUCACCAAUGUUUUUAAGAAAUAUAGUAUAUAAUAGAAAUAGACCAUGAACCACAAAGCAAAUUGGAGGUGUGGCCUUCCGAACCCCUAGCAAAUGCACACCCACGGGGGUAUUAAAGGUUUGCAGUUUGCAGGAAAGAAGCAUAUUAGAAGCAAAGUUUACUAAGUAGUGAAGGUCAGGGGCUGUAUGAACUCGGUUUAGUGUAAAAACCCUUUAAGGUUUUCAGAACUGUUCAGUAGUUCUCAAUAAGUAGUCGUGGUCACAGGCAAAUAUCAACUCUGAAUGCAUUAAAGAGAGAAUCCUAGAAAUCCUAGACUGGUUUCAUCAUAACACACACACACACACACACACACACACACACACACACACACACACCACUGCACAUUUCAAGUACAUUUUAAUCUGUGAUUAAUGCUAAUUGGAAUUAACCUCUGCUAGUUGUUUCUAGCUGUGAGGAUAUGAAGACACUACAUUAGAAAAUUUCCUAAGCCUUUAGCUAAGAUUGGAAAGCCUAAUUUGUCCUAAGUAGUAACUAUGGUACAUACAUUUACAUUAGUUAACUUAGGUAAAAUACCAGAUGAGAAAUUGCUCAUUCAGAGUAGUCAGUUCAUUGCACAAAAACAUAAGAUCAGAUAUUUUCAUGCUGGUGUCAGCCAGCUGUGACCUUUCCAUCAGCCUUUCUCUAGAUAGUCAUCAGGGCAGCAGCUCAUUACUUUCUGGUGAUGUAUUAGUCAAACUAGACUGUCCUAAGCUAGCAUGAUGGCCAGAUUACUGCAUCACUGCUCAUGCCUAAGUAAUAAACUUCACAGAAACACUUUUUAAAAAUGUUUUAAAUCCAUACACGCUUUCUAGUCAGGUUAGCAUUUCCCAUUGGAAUCUAGUCACAUCAGCUUCAAACUACGGUUUUAAUAAUCUAGCCACUUAAGUGUCUUGAUUGUUCCUAAAUAUAAUUUAGAAAGUGAGCCUUCAGCUUAAUGUCUAGCACUUUGGUUUAAUUUCUAGACAUUCCAAAGCCUUUUUUGUGUUUUAUUUUGUUAUUUUUUGUUUGUUUUUUAAGACAAACUACUAUUGAUUCUCUUAGAACUUUGUCAGUGGAUGGUACCUUGCCUUUGCAGGUUGUAUGUGACCUUAGAUGGCAUCUUACACAUGCAGAUUAUAUGUGAACUUUCUGUUUUCUGUAUCUUGGUGUUUUUGAGGUAGCCUCUGCUGCCUGACGUGGUUCUCUUCAGUGCUCUGUCCUACUCUCAAGCAGAGGAUUGUGCAAACCUAUCCAAGUCUGUGCAAUGAAACCAUCUAGAUGUUUCUAAGAUGUCAAUAAAAGAUGUAUUACAAUCCUUCAAUACAAAUGACUUUUCACUUUCUUUUUCCUCAGGGACAUUUCAAGGGUAAGUAUUGUCUCUGUACAUUUUAUUUCUUAUAUUUUAAAGACAGAAUCUCACUAUGCUUGAGCUGGUAUAUGGUCUUUAAGAUGAUAUUGCCUGGAUCUUCCAGCAACAUCAGCUUCAGUAGAUCCUGAAUAUUUUACAAUCACACAAUUUGAAAAACAAACAUUAGGUUUUGUGAACAUUGUGGUUGGUUUCUCUCAUGUGAGAGAAGAAUUUAAUCAAUGAGAAUGUGUGUUGCUACUUUUGAAGAUAAAGGCUUGUCCCUGUUUCUUAGAACUCUCAGGAUUGCUUGCAUCCCCUCAGGGAUGGUAGCACAGACUUAUAGUCACUGCAUAUUCCUCUUCGCGUUCUGUAAGCAUUUUUCUGUUUGCUCUCAUUCAAGAUUAGGCAGAAGUGUAAAAUGAACUAUAUGUAAUAUUUCCCUUGUCCUGUAAAUACUAGUGCUUGGGGACUCCCUGGACACUGCCAGACUUUGCCAUGAUUAUCAUCCAUGAUACAAAAAUAAAGUUAGUCAAUAAAUGGAGGGUGGCUAGAGGAAGCUCUGUAUGUUACACCAUUUCUAUAAUGACAUAUGAUGGUAAUUUAUCUAAAUCCUCAAAAGAGUUGUCAGUGAUAUUAUAAACAAAACAAAAUGCUUAUUAAAAUUUUAUUCCUUUAAAGCAAGUGAUCACUGGAUCACAGACUAGUUUUAACCUGUUUUUUUCUCCAGUUCUGCACUGGGGAAAGGCAACCUAAUAUUGCUUACAAAUCCUUUGAGAAGAGAGAUUGUGAGUGACAGGCCUGAAGGAAGAGAAAAUCCUGGGGGAUAUAGAGGAAGCAAUAAGGAUCAAAGCUAAACUGGCUCCAGGGAGGCAGGGUGCAUUCCCGAGACUGAUAAAAAGCUUGGAAGCUUGAGACCCAAAUAGAAGUUUGGAUCCAAUGACUGCAAACUGCUCCUUUUCAGAGAGAAAUGACUGCACAGCCAAGCCUGGUGGGAAGACAUCCCUGACAGCUAAUCUUAAUUGUCAACUUGAUGAGAUUAUGAAACACCCAAGAGAUUAGUAAGGCUCAUCUUUAGGUAUGUCUGGGAGGACUUUUUCUGGGAGCAUCAAACAGAGACAAGCUUCUCUGAAUGUGGGUGGUACCAUUCCCAUAGGCUUUGGCCAAGGAGAGUAGAUGGGAUGAAAGGUGAUGCCCUGAUAUGACUGUUGUGCUUCACUGUCCCCUCCCCAGUGAUGGACUUCAACCUCAAAAAAAUAUGAUUCAAAAUAAAUCCUUCUUCCUUUAA
Mus musculus (house mouse) is the source of this 7058-nucleotide messenger RNA. RefSeq names its product ankyrin repeat domain 34C (gene Ankrd34c). The record is from RefSeq and is a predicted model, not a curated record. Bases 705 to 2309 code for a protein of 534 amino acids. The transcript is spliced from 2 exons. NCBI's taxonomy places the organism in Eukaryota, Metazoa, Chordata, Mammalia, Rodentia, Muridae.